This is a messenger RNA of Penicillium robsamsonii, 1251 nucleotides long. RefSeq lists its product as uncharacterized. The transcript has a single exon. The record is from RefSeq and is a predicted model, not a curated record. Lineage: Eukaryota; Fungi; Ascomycota; Eurotiomycetes; Eurotiales; Aspergillaceae. Gene Ontology annotation, molecular function: gamma-glutamylcyclotransferase activity. The coding region runs from base 1 to 1251 and encodes 416 amino acids.
AUGACACAAAAAGUGCCACAAGCCGAAGAGACAUCGGCUUCUCAAUGCCGAUUCAACGCAGCCCAGGCUCUAGACCGGCUUCGUGGCCUUCUACCCGCUAUAUUUGCUAAGCCUGAUGUUGAACUCGAGAUCGACCCUAUUCCUAAAACGAAUGUUGGACGCCGUCGAUCCUCAUGCUUUGCCGGUUCCCUCGAUCAAGAUGAGACUCUUCCUGGGAAAAUUUCCACACAGCAGGAACACGGGAUUGGUGUGUCGGAAACCGUGGCCAGGGAUGAGACUGUUCUCUACCUCGCCUAUGGGUCAAACCUAGCUUCCAAGACUUUUCGCGGAAUGCGCGGCAUAAAACCACUGUCGCAGAUCUCCGUGCUUGUCCCCGAACUCCGUCUCACUUUCGAUCUUCCGGGAGUACCAUACGCAGAGCCAUGUUUCGCAGGCACACAAUACAGAGAUGUUUCUCCCCCGGCAGAUGACAAGACCGAACCCCAAGACCAUGAGACGGAUGUGUUGGACAGUGAGCACCUAUCAGAGAAGGCAGUGCUCAUAACUCGGACACAGGAGGUAGAAGUGGUCUCGAGUUGUGACAAGCGUCAAUGGCACAAACCUCUAGUCGGAGUUGUCUACGAAGUCACCCUAGCGGAUUACGCGAAGAUUAUCGCCACGGAGGGCGGUGGUCGUGGAUAUCGCGACUGUGUCAUCGAUUGUCAUCCCUUCCCUCAUUCAUACGACCCCUCCGACCCCGUCCCAGAUUACCCCAGCACACCAGCUUUCAAGGCACGCACCCUGCUCUCGCCAGCUGCGGACAAUGCCCGCCUAUUAUUGCAAUCUCAUAAAGACGAUGUCCCGCUGCCUAGUGGUCCAAAGCUAUCGUGGUGGUAUACCGUCUGCUUGCAUUUCCGGCCGGAUCCUAACUACGCUCAGCCCUCUGCCCGCUACCUUGGGCUGAUCAAGACUGGCGCUGCAGAACAUGAUCUGCCGGUUUCAUAUCAAGUAUAUCUUGCGCAGAUCAAAACUUAUCGUAUUACAACUACGCACCAGAAGAUCGGGAAGGUGAUCUUCUUGGCUCUGUGGGCGCCUUCGUUGAUUUUGACCAUGUCAUUAUCCAGGAUAUGUGCAGGUCCUGAUGGUCGUAGUCCACCAUGGCUGGUGGCUCUGGCCAAUACCGUGUUUUCUGGUAUGUGGACUAGCUAUGAUUAUUUCUUUGCUCGUAUCUUUGGAGAUGGCGAGCGGGUUUUGGAUGAUACCCGGGCCUGA